This is a messenger RNA of Phycomyces blakesleeanus NRRL 1555(-), 1281 nucleotides long. Its product is annotated as CCHC-type zinc finger transcription factor. NCBI's taxonomy places the organism in Eukaryota, Fungi, Mucoromycota, Mucoromycetes, Mucorales, Phycomycetaceae. The transcript is spliced from 2 exons. Bases 1 to 1281 code for a protein of 426 amino acids. The record is from RefSeq and is a predicted model, not a curated record. Gene Ontology annotation, molecular function: nucleic acid binding; zinc ion binding.
AUGAUGCUUGGGAUUAGAUGUCCGCUUUUGCUUAUGCGUGGCAACAGGGAACACCUCAUAAACGGCCAUACAAACAAUUCACCCACUAUCACAACACCCACACCCGGACUCCCUCUCACCUACUUGACUGUCCUAACAAACACCGCACCGACAUUCCGCCAUGCCAUCGUACUUGGGUCUAAUGACCCCCUGACAAAACCUCGCACUUGGCGAGAAAAUACUAGCCAGUUCUCCGUUUACUACACUACUCCCCCGGAAACCUCUCCCGAAUUCAUUGUUUUCUUUGACGCUCUGCUCCAGUCCUUUUUGCCUGGCGAAAUCUUUGGCCUGAACCCUUCCAAUAAAGCUGGUACCCUCUUUGAGCUCCACUUGAGCUCCAAAGAUGUUUGUGCUCGUGCUUGUCGUGUAGGCUUUCGGUACAACAACGAAACUGUUCUUGCCUCCCCUGCCAUUGCUAGCUCAUCCAAAUUGUUUAAGCUGACUUUGUCAAAGCUCCCCCGAUUCCCUCCUCAAGAGUACGCUACCUUGGAUACCAAACUUCGUAAUGCUCUCACGAAAUAUGGCUAUGUGCACGAUAUCUCCAUUAACACGUUGUUUGGGUUUAUGGAUGGAAGUGGACACGCAUAUGUGGAGCGUCCUCCAUAUGAGGAAGGUGCCCUCCUUCCACUUCGCUUUAAAAUGGAUUUCGAUGAUAACACGACGUUCUUGGCCACUUGGCUCAAUAUGGGAGCCCAUUGCGCUCUAUGUCAAACCAUGGGCCAUGACCGCGACAACUGCCCCACUCGACCAAAAGAAACUCGCUCGUGCUAUGGCUGCCAUCAGGUCGGCCAUCUUCGCUCUAAAUGCCCUCGUGCUGCCGAAGUGGACAACUCAUACAAACGGGAUCGCAAGGUUCCUAAACCGCAUGGCCCCCAUCGCACCACUGCCACCCGCAACACCACCAACCGACCCACUGUCACUCACUCUGGCUCACAUAUGAAGAAGACCCUCCCCCCCUCCUUCACCACAGCCAACCCUUAUGCCCUACUUGACCCUUCCCUCUCUUCUGCCGGGUCUCAACACAACCCCGCCAACACCACCAAAGCUGUACCCGCCGAUUCACGCACCAAGAUACCAAAAACACCUCCCCUCCCUUUUGAGGCGAACUUAGUUGAUAGGGAAACACUCCCCGCUGAUGAUCCCACGCUCACCGAUGACGACUUGGCAGAGGUGGAGGCAUACUUUGAGAAAAACUGCGAAGACGACCCUAUGAAGGGUAUUGAAGAAACUAUCCCCCAAUAA